This is a messenger RNA of Ectocarpus sp. CCAP 1310/34, 564 nucleotides long. The record is from the annotation of a GenBank genome assembly. Lineage: Eukaryota; Phaeophyceae; Ectocarpales; Ectocarpaceae.
AUGGUUGCCGAGCUGCUCAAGGGCAGCAACAACGGGGCUUUGAGCCAUGGUGACGUGAAGAGGGUGGUGGCGAUCUACAAACAGACACCCAAGACGGUGAGCAAGUACUGGAAGCUGUACAACCAGAAGAAAGAAGCCGGGGAAGAAGAUCCCGACCUUCACAACAAACGUAAGGGCAACAGCGGCCAGAAGGGGCUGGACAUCGCCACUCUGAAGGAGGCGUUGCAAGACAUCCACCUGAAGAACCGCACCACGAUAAGAUCGAUUGCAGCCGCUUUGGGCAUUCCUAAGUCAACUCUGUUCGACAACCUCAAUAAUCUAGGCCUGCGAUCGUGCUCAAGGUUCCUCAAGCCGCUUCUUUCCGAUGAUUGGAAGGCGCAGCGGUUGGCAUGGGCGUUGAGAUGGGUUCGGUCCAGCGCCGGCGAUGCACACCUGGUCGGCGGGAACCCGGCACGGAACCCUCCGGCGUUGUACGCGGGUGUGGGAAGCGUUCCCCGUCCUGCUUUUAUUUUAUUUUGGUCGGUCUCCUCGACGCUCUUUCUCGUUUGGUGCGGUAGCUGGUAG